AUGCCUAUCUACCAGGACCUCACACCCUCACUCUUCGUCAACGUGAUUUUUCACCCCGCCGAACCGGUCGGCGACUUCUCCCUCGCGGGAAAACUGUACAACAACGGCGCCACCUCGCCCAACCGCAUCCAUGGGACCGUCCGGACGGGCCCCAAGCGCACGAAAAAGCGGUUCGACACCUUUGCCAAGAAACUCGAGGCGGCGUGGUACGAGGUCGUCUACGGACCAAAGCAGGCGGGCCAAAUCAACGGUGCAAACGGCCACGACGGGGAAAUGAGCAAGGAGGAUCGGAGAGCUAGGAAGUUGCACAUCGUAGGAUUCGACGGCGUCAUUACGGGCAUUGAGAACGGCGUGGCUCUUUCAAGUGCCUACAACGAGGGAACGUGGUUGAAAGACAACAUGGCGUACUUCAAGGAACAGGUUGAAGUCUAUGGUGACCAACCGUUCCAGGACCUGUUGAAAGAAUUGCGCGACCGUCCAGAUUUGAGAAAGUUGGUUGAGUGA
Cladophialophora yegresii CBS 114405 is the source of this 504-nucleotide messenger RNA. RefSeq lists its product as uncharacterized. The record is from RefSeq and is a predicted model, not a curated record. Bases 1 to 504 code for a protein of 167 amino acids. The transcript has 3 exons. NCBI's taxonomy places the organism in Eukaryota, Fungi, Ascomycota, Eurotiomycetes, Chaetothyriales, Herpotrichiellaceae.